This is a messenger RNA of Symbiodinium natans, 1773 nucleotides long. Lineage: Eukaryota; Dinophyceae; Suessiales; Symbiodiniaceae. The record is from the annotation of a GenBank genome assembly.
AUGGCAUUUAAUGCCCUGACCAAGUUUGCGCCGCCCGAGCUACGAACAAAGCUGGCCGGCCCUUUGCGCGUGGCAGCUUUCGGUGGGGGCCCUGCGGCCGAGCUGUUCGCCGCUGUGGUGGCCAGAGACUUGGCAGGCGGUACGCGCGCCCGACUCGCUGUUUACGAGUGGGUGGAGACAUGGCGGCCAAUUGUGGACAUGGUGUCUGACCUGAUCGGCGAAGACAUCGAGUAUCACCAGUGUGAUGUAUCCAAGUCUCUCUUCGACGGCGUGAAUGGGCACCUGCAGCCUGCUGACCUGCAGUACGACUUGCUGAUCUUCUCCCAUGUCCUCUUAGAGUGCGGGCGAGGAGAUGGGGAAGCACCGCUGCAGUUCUUGCGGGAUCUCUGGGCAUGCUGCGAUGGCACGGUUUUGGUGCUCGAUGCCGGUCAAGCACGGGGUCGGGGGUGUCGCUCACGACCCUUGGCCGGGUCCCUUCGACAAGUCCAGAUUCUGGCAGGUGAGGUUGAAGCGGAGCUCGUUCGCAUCAACGGCGCAAGUAGAACAGCAACUCGCUGUGAUAUGCAGAUGUUCACAGAGCUGAGAGCAUCAAACGAGUUGAUUGCUGACCCAGCUCAAGUGAUCUCAAGUGCGGAUACCUCGAAAUUGCAGCAGUUUGGGCAGGCAGCUGAUCCGCAGUUUGAAGUUGGUGUGAGCGAAGAAGAUGAUGAGGCUGAGGCAGACGACCAAGAAACCGACGAAAAGAUCAUUCGGCCAAAGCGGGAGAAGGCCUGCCUGACCUACACGCUUGAGGAGCAGUAUGAGGCCUAUAGCAAAGUGGAGUGGGGCGCUGCGAAAACCAAGAUAUUCGACAGGUUUCUGGAAAAGGUACAAAGGAUGCUGGGAGAGAAGUACUUGCAUUUCCUUUUCGGACAGGCCAGGGGCCGGAGGUCGAGAUCGUACGUGGAUCCAGACUUCAACGCGUGUAUUUCAUGGUACCGAAGGCAGGAGGAAUGCCUUGUGAACGUGAAGCGGACCUCACCCGAGGCACAGAUUGAUGACUUUGCAGACUUGGUGAACGGGGAGUACAUUUCCUUCGUGCAAAAACAGUACGACCUCCUGGGAAAGCCAUGGCCAUUCAAUCGAGCCGGAGAAGUCAUCGCGGUCUGCAUCAACUCCACAAUGCUGACGACCGCCAUCAUUAACAGUAUCCUGGUCUUCGUGUACACAAGCUCCUACUCUGAGCACUCGAUUCUCGAGCAAGACAUCCACUACCCGAAUCAGCUGUCGGUGUACAUUCUCACGUUCUUUGCCGGACUCCACUUCAGCCUCUCCUUGUUGUGGCUCGGGUUCUACGUACUUUCCUACAGCGGCUGGAUCAUUGAGACGAAGGCUGGGAAGGUGGACAAGUGGCGUGAUGAGAACCCACAGCUGCAGAGCCAGCUGCCCCAUGCUGAGCAACUUCGCAUUUCUGCCACGCAAGCCAAGUUCUUCUGCAGCGAUGGGCAGCUGCUCUACACGUUGUUCCUGCUGGCAUUCUCUUUCUUGGGGCUUUUCGUCAGCUUCCUCUUCAACGCCGUCAACACCAUCGACUUGUGCAUGCGCAUCCCCAUCUUGGCGAAGGUCAUUGAGUCCAUGACACAAAGUGUGGAACAAGUCGCUGGCACCAUGGUGCUGGGCUUCUGCAUCCAGUACAUUGCCGUGGGCGCAGGGUUUCUGCUCUUCAGUCAGGGCUAUGGGUUUGCCGACAAGGACCCAGUUGCUCAUCAGAUAUCUGGGGUCAUGUUGCGCUAG